This is a messenger RNA of Amphibalanus amphitrite, 1476 nucleotides long. Its product is annotated as max dimerization protein 1-like. NCBI's taxonomy places the organism in Eukaryota, Metazoa, Arthropoda, Thecostraca, Balanomorpha, Balanidae. The record is from RefSeq and is a predicted model, not a curated record. Gene Ontology annotation, biological process: regulation of transcription by RNA polymerase II. The coding region runs from base 169 to 822 and encodes 217 amino acids. The transcript is spliced from 7 exons. Gene Ontology annotation, molecular function: protein dimerization activity; DNA-binding transcription factor activity, RNA polymerase II-specific; RNA polymerase II cis-regulatory region sequence-specific DNA binding.
GAAUAGCAGUAGAAGGCCUUCUGUGUUUGGAGCGUGCUGUGUUUGCUUGGUGUUGGAAGCGGAAGGAUCGGAGGAAAGCUUGGGCGGGGCCAACUUGUUAUUUCGUCCGUUGUAGGUGGCGAAAAUUGUUGUUACGAAGUUAAACGGUAGAUAAAGUAGAAAACAAGAAUGUCUAUUGAAGCUCUUAUUGAGGCUGCUGAAUACUUGGAGAGGAGGGAGAGAGAAGCUGAGCAUGGCUAUGCCUCAACUGUGCCUAUCAUCAUUGAAUCAUCUAAGCAUGUCACCAAGAGGCAUAUGAAGUCAAGGAAGGGUGCUGGAAGCAGGUCAACCCACAAUGAGCUGGAGAAAAACCGGCGAGCGCACCUACGAGUGUGCCUGGAGCGGCUGCGUGACCAGGUGCCCCCCGGCCCGGACGCCAGCCGACAUACCACCCUUGGCCUGCUCACCAGGGCCAGGGACUACAUCCGGUCGUUGGAGGACAAGGACCGGAUGAACCAUCGCUACAAGCAGCAGCUGCGGCGGCAGCAGCGGUACCUGACCAGCCAGCUGGAGGCGCUCGACCGGCGGCGACGCGCCGAGCUGGCCGCGGCCACGGCGGCCAAGCCGCGGGCCGCCUCGUCCAACAGUCUAUCGUCUUCCGGCUACUCGGCCUCCGAGUUAUCCGAGUCGGCCGACUCGCCCGACUCAGACGGCUGUGAGAGCGCAAACGGCGCCGUGGCGGCGAGUGGCGUCGACGCCACGAGGAUUGCUUUCAACACGCUUGACUUUCUCGGCAUCGGUGGCAUGCACGUCCAGGCUAAUUGUGAGCCCACCCAGGCCUAGUGGGAGGAGGGCGCCAGCGUCGCGGCGCCGCGCUAGUCAGCGGUGGUCCGCGUCUGGCCGCGCCGCCUCGCCACUCUGGACUCAGUAGCACGUCAGCGGCGGCGGUGUCACAAGGCUUCAGGACGUUGUUGUGCGAAAAAUGAAAUAUGCGCCACCGGAGGGCAUCAAGUACAAAGUGCGCCACAGCAGUAGAACGUCCGGCUCCCUCCGGUGAUAUGUUUGUGGGCGGCGCCCGUCCGGCGCGCCGGCGGCCCUCCUCUCGAGCCGCGUGCCAGCCCGGCCCGGCCCGGCCCUGCCCGCCCGCACCGGGCCCGGCGCCAGUGGUGACCGCGCAGCGCCGCCAUUGCCGGCGCGAUUUAGAGGCCCGCUUUUGACGUUGAUUUGCCGCCGGGGCGCCGCCGCGUCCGGCCGGCCCGCUGGUUGUGUGCUGAUGUAUAGCUUUAUUUAUUAGUCUCCUGGCGCUCAGCGCUCCAACUGGCUUGGUUCCGUGAUACGACCAGUGCGUGAUUUGACCGUCUGACGACUGCGCCCCGCCCCGGGGUGGUAGGGUCGCCCACGCGAGACUGCGCUCAGUAUAGUAUGUGUAUGCCGUUGUAAAUUAUUUAUUAACCUUUGUUCUGUUCCAAAUUUCUCGGUGAAUAAAUCCCGUUUGUA